This is a messenger RNA of Aspergillus wentii DTO 134E9, 2633 nucleotides long. RefSeq lists its product as uncharacterized. Lineage: Eukaryota; Fungi; Ascomycota; Eurotiomycetes; Eurotiales; Aspergillaceae. The record is from RefSeq and is a predicted model, not a curated record. The coding region runs from base 277 to 2568 and encodes 763 amino acids. The transcript is spliced from 3 exons.
CAAAGCUUCAAUUUGCUCUUUAUCCUUUUUUUUUUUCUUUUCCCAUCUUUUUAAGAUAUAGUAUUAACUAUAAUAAAGGGCCGAUCGCCAUACGAAGCUCCAGAACAGCCAGCCGAUUCUACUGGUGAACAAUCUGGUUCGGUACAGCGCAGGGUCUCGCCUCUCCAUACCGACGAUUAUGUCCAGCAUUAUGAUGAAAGAGGCCAUCCUGUCAAUCCUGAAUCAAAGGUAUUCGGGAAAGACCUUCGCAGAGCUAAGAAUGACAUUCUCUCUACGAUGGGUAUUGUCGUCAGUGGCGAGGAUGGCAGUGUUGGCAUUUCCAACGAACAGCAGAAAAUCGACCUGAUCGCCGCUGAGAAUGAUUACGGGCUGGUCAUGGCGACGUUGGACCAAGUCACAGUAUUUCUCGGAUCAUGGUGGACCUCUUCGCUCACAGGGCGAAUACAGACCUUCAGGAGAUAUACCCAUGCCCCCCUCAUGAACAUCAUAAGCUUUGAGCGUUCUUCUGUUGGGAUACUGGGGUUCUAUUUCGCUGGAAUUCCUACCUGGGCAGUGUCAACAUGCCUGUCAAUUUGCCGACAUCAUCCUUUGGAGCGUUUGGUCUGCUUUUUGCAGAAUCAACUUGUGGAUCCUUCUUCUGAUAGCCUCUACUCUCGGAUUAUGCAGUCUUUCUUAUUCAUGUUCCAUUCUGCGGCGAGAGGAACUCUGCUUGUUGUCGCUGUGCAGACAUACAUGUACUCCCUUUUACAAUCUCUCCAUCUAGUCCAUCCGUACGCCAUACCGGGUGCUCAGCUAUUUAUUCCAUUCGGAGAACUUGCCUCAGUGCAAUUGCCUCCUCUACCAACAGAUCUUUCUGCUGGAUCUUUGAGCACAUUUGCUUUGGGAUUGGUGAAAACACCUGCUCUCCUGGUUUAUUUCUACGUCUACUUGCGUCCAAUACUAGAGAUAAGGCUCUACAGAUUAAUCCGUCGACGACUACCGAAGCCCAGCCUUGCAGAUGAGCUGUCUAUCAGAGUGGCCUUUGAAAACGACCUCAUUGACUGGAUGGUGCCUACGCUUGGACGUAGAUCAGAAGAAGAGAACCGUCGCAACCAUCUAACCUUUUGGGAAGAUGUAGCCUACGAAUUGUCUGUUUUCCGAGGGUGGGUAUCGUCAUGGUUUGGUUCCUGGUCUAGACAAACGGAUCAGUCAGCCGCCCCUCCCAAGGAGGAGAGAAUAGAAUCUCUGCGUCACUGCAUUGAAGAGCUCCAGAGCGAGCUGGGCGCCGCCCAAUCUCGAACCCAUUUGUUGCAGCAACAGUCGAACGAACCCCCACGAACACCCGAACAGGCUCCUCGGGGCUAUGAUGAAGGUGCUCGAACUAGCUCUCCUGGACCAACAGUCUCUGUACAAACGCCCGAGCUGGGCUCGGUUUUCAAUGGGGACCAGCUAUUGUCGAACGAAGAAAACCGCAUGUCGCAUUCGCCCGAUCAAAUGAGUGGUGACUACUUUUCAGAGAUGGCUCCGCUGGGGCGAGCGAGAUCUGCGCCUUCUACGGGCGAUGCCUCUCGUCCACCGACCAACCAGGGGCCUAAUCGGGGGGAGGAGGUUGUUGGAAGUCGGCGAAACUCUCGAUCGAAUACACUCUUCUCCCGCCCAUCCUCUCCUGAAACCUCCCCUCCUACAUCACCUCGUGUUCGAGCUUCGUUGAUUCAUCAAAACUCGGACAUCAUCACGAUGCAACUGGAGCUCUUGGGCAAUCGCAAUUCCCAGAACCAGAACCAGCUUAAUCCCAGGACUGGUAUUGAAAAUGAAGGGAUACGCCCCACCGGAUCGCCAACUGACCGUAGGAGGUCAAUCACCGAGUUCCUUGAUAAUAUUUUGUCCAACCAAGGCCAGAAUCUUUCUGCCAUUAUGAACUCGGACGGGAUCGACAGCGAUGGUCUAUCUAACCUGACAACUGGGGCAACUCCAGUGGUAGGGGAUAGCCUUGCCGUCUCUGAGAUUCAAAGUCCGCACCCAAAUACAGUACCAGAACAACCACCCGUCGAGCCUCCCAGUGAAGCACCAGUUUCGAAUCGUGCCAACAUCCUACCCAACGGUGUCGAGGAAACAAGCCAGGAAGAAGCCCAUGACCCAGCUCCCGAAGAAACAAUCUUCGACAACCACUCUGAAUUGGAACAGCGACCACCCACAUCGAAUUCCCACAUUCCUCAACAGCCAACGACAAACGUCCCCUCUCUUGCUCACAGGGUGACAAUACUCUCAUCCCACCCGGUCGACUCUCUUGCUUCUCAUCUCGCGUCCAUGAUCACCACCGUGCUCUUCAUUCCCCUCGAGUCUCUCUAUCUCCGCUCUCUCGCUUCGUCCUACCUUUCGUCGACCGGAUCCUCUGCACUUCUGCACUCUGAUGUCCGUGGGCUUGGAGUAUGGGGCGGGGGUGGCUCUCGAUCCGAUACUCUGGCAUACAUGGGCAAGCUCGCUCUGAUGAUGGGCGUACAAGCGGCAGUGAAUGCAAGCGUAUGGGGAGUGAUAUCAGGGACAGCCAUUAAGAUUGGCCGGAAGUUCUGCGGUUGGGGGACUCUAUAAUCAUAAUUCAUAGUCGGAUUGGUGACACUACAUUUUAUAAUUACACGAUACUCUAAGCUUCUUGU